Messenger RNA from Salvelinus sp. IW2-2015, 3569 nucleotides. RefSeq names its product cGMP-dependent protein kinase 2. The record is from RefSeq and is a predicted model, not a curated record. Gene Ontology annotation, molecular function: cGMP-dependent protein kinase activity; ATP binding. Gene Ontology annotation, biological process: protein phosphorylation. NCBI's taxonomy places the organism in Eukaryota, Metazoa, Chordata, Actinopteri, Salmoniformes, Salmonidae.
GCCGUCAUUGGACUGAGUAGAAGUACUAUUAUUACCACAUCAGUACUCAACAUUACGAGAAAAAGCUUUUGAGGAGGAUGUCACAGAUUCCAGUCCAUUCGAAGGAGAUGACCUUUGUUUAUACAGGUGUUUGAAUACCUGGAGAGGCUCGUUCAUAGCUUUUAUGAAAAAGUCUACGGUAUUACAUUUCGAGAAGUCGGGGAGAAAAUACUUUUCACCGGCCACUGGACGGAGACAUAUCAGUGACUAGACGAGGGUGACCAAGAGCUUUCCUAUGGUGGCCAGCCAACAGCUGGCCAUGGGCAACGGUUCAAUCAAAGCCCCACGGCCAGAGGACAGCUUCCUGGCCUCCAGCCUCAAGGUGUGUGACACGGAGCCCUUGAGGCUCAGGAUAGCCCACCUGGAAGAAGAGCUGGCCCAGAGGGACCAGGAGUUAAAAUCCCAGGAGCUGCAGCUGCAGAGCCUGCAGAGAGAGCUGGAGGCUAAAGUCUCCCAGAUAGAAAAGCUUCAGGAUGCCAUCGGCUACAACAGCCUAGGCCGCUCCCCUCUGACUCCCAACUGCCACCGCCUGCUCAGUGUCAUCAACCAGGGUCCCACCCGCUUCCACAGAGUGGCUGUGGAGGUCCACCGUAGGCUCAAGGCCAAGGAGGGCGUGUCGGCCGAGCCCACCUCAGGGCACUUCUGUGGGGGUUUCAGAGCCCACCAUGUGUCCAUAGAGAGGGCACGUGUUCGCAAGGACUCCAGCACCAAGAAGCUGAUCAAUGAUGCCAUCAUGAACAAUGACUUCCUGAAGAAGUUGGAUCCACAGCACAUGAGGGAGAUGGUGGACUGCAUGUAUGAAAGGAUCUACACUGAGGGCCAACUGGUCAUCCAGGAGGGAGAACCAGGGAACUACCUCUAUGUGCUGGCAGAUGGCCUGCUAGAGGUCAUGCAGAACGGCAAAUUGCUCGGAGAGAUGCGUCCCAGGACCGCCUUUGGAGAGUUGGCUAUAUUGUACAACUGUAAGAGAACUGCAACAGUGAAAGCUGUAUCCCAGGCUCAUAUCUGGGCUCUGGACCGCCAGACCUUCCAGAGUAUUAUGAUGAAAUCUACACAGGCUACGCAAGAAGAGUACUUCAGCUUCCUACGCAGUGUAUCUCUGCUGAGAGACCUGCCAGAAGAGAAGCUUGCCAAAAUCGUUGACUGUCUGGAAAUUGACUAUUUUGAUAAAGGAGAGUAUAUCAUUCGGGAGGGCGAGGAAGGGAACACUUUCUUCAUUAUAGCUAAAGGAGAGGUGUGUGUCACCCAGACCACAGAGGGCUGUACUGAGCCUCAGGAGAUAAAGACUCUGGGUGUGGGCGACUACUUUGGAGAAAAAGCGCUCAUAAGUGAGGAUGUGCGUUCAGCAAACAUAAUCUCCACUGAGAAUGACACACAGUGCUUGGUGGUGGACAGAGACAACUUCAACCAGAUGGUGGGCACUUAUGAGGAACUGCAGGCAUACCUGAAGGAAUACGUUGAAGAGCUCUCCCGAUGCGACGAGAGAAGAAAUGCACUACCCCUUUCCCCCCUUAUCGACUCGUCCCCAGAGGCCCAGGAGGUGUGUCGGCUCAGGGAGAGGAUCGCCGUCAUCCCAACCCAUGACCCCUUCCAGGACUUGGAGGUCAUAGCAACACUGGGCAUGGGCGGCUUCGGCCGAGUAGAGCUGGUGAAACUGAGAGAUGAAGACACCACAUUUGCUCUGAAGUGUAUUAAAAAGAAGCACAUUGUGGACACAAGACAACAGGAGCACAUCUACUCUGAGAAGAACAUCCUUCAGCAGACCAACUCACACUUCAUAGUCAGGUUGUUUCGGACAUUCCGAGAUGACAAAUAUGUGUACAUGCUACUGGAGGUCUGCCUGGGUGGGGAGCUGUGGAGUGUACUACGGGACAUGAGUUCCUUUGAGGAGCAGACAGCCCGCUUCUGCAUUGCCUGUGUCCUGGAAGCCUUUGACUACCUCCACGCCAGAGGAAUCAUCUACAGAGACCUGAAACCUGAGAACCUACUACUGGAUGCAGAAGGCUAUGUCAAAAUGGCAGACUUUGGUUUUGCUAAGAGGAUAGGCCUGGGGAAGAAGACAUGGACGUUCUGUGGGACCCCAGAGUAUGUGGCUCCAGAGGUCAUCAUGAACAAGGGCCAUGACUUUGGAGCUGACUGUUGGUCUCUGGGGAUCCUCAUCUUUGAGCUACUGACUGGCAGUCCACCCUUUUCCGGAACCGACCCCAUUAAGAUCUACACCAUGGUCCUCCAUGGGAUUGAAAAGGUUGACUUCCCCAAGAGGAUCAGCAAGCGCCCCGAUGACCUUAUCAGGAGACUCUGCAAGCUUAACCCUGUGGACAGGCUUGGUAAUAAGAAGAACGGCAUCAUCGACAUUAAGAAACACAAGUGGUUCCAGGGCUUUAACUGGGAGGGGCUGAGACGCCAGAAGCUCAUAUCGCCACUGAAGAGAGAGCUGAAGGGGCCGAUGGACCACAGCCACUUUGACAUCUUUCCCCCAGAGCUGGAGGAGACACCAGACGAACUGUCAGGCUGGGACAAGGACUUCUGAGGUGCCCCUGGAGCCUCUACACCCUAAAGCUUUGUGUCCAUAUAGGUGGUGUAACUCUACUACCUGACGCUAGUGUUCCGCUAGUGCAGUGAACUGUGCUAUCUGCCUUAAAAACAAUCAACUCCACAGAAGCAGCCAUGACUGAAUACUGUAAUCCCAUCUCUUCCCUGUGGUUGCCGUACUUGCCAUACAUUUGACAUCAUGACUGCCUGCCUGUUACUGCCUUUCUGGCCUGUAGACGGAGAAGAUUGCCUCUUAAGAAUUGUGUUUUAGGCUUUUGGCCGGAAGAACAGUGUGUGAAGUGCCACAUGAAAAUCUCAUGAGACAACAAGGACAUUCAUCAAGUGAUUGAAAGACUGAGUGCCAAAAACCCUAAUCUCAGUCCAUUGGGUUAUUUCCCUCAGACAGCAACUGAUGGAGGACAAAUAAAUAGAAAAGCUUAUUUAUUGUUACAAUUAAAACCAAUGCAUUUUUGCUUUUGGCUUUCUUCAAGGUUUUUACAGAAGUGAACCAAAAUUAGGUUUUAUACAUUUCAAAAAAGCCUCUUAUGGACUCGGGGACCAAUCACAAUGAGAAAAGCUAAACAAAAUAUGAUGUGAUUAAAUAAGUAGCAGAAAUCAGACCAAUUGUCCUUGCCAUAUUACACUCAAUACAUACCACACACAAUACUUCUGUAAAAACCCAGAAGAAGGCCAAAAGGCAAAACACGUUGGUUUGACAAUAAAAAAGCUAUUUUGUUUACUUCACCAACCAAGAGUUGCUGAAUCUCCUUUCAACUUCAGUUUGCACCUCAAUUCAUGCACCUUAGUUGGCGAGAGAGGUAGCGGCAGUGUUCCCUUCCCUUCUUUCCCUCAGACAGAGUGCUGUGCCUAAUUUGUGUCCUAAACAAUAACAACAACCUUCGAGGAUGUUCUCAGCCUUCCAAAAUGUAGAUACACUACAUGGCCAAAUGUAUGUGGACACCUGUUCAUCGAAAUAUCUAAUUCCAAAAUCAUUGGCA